Messenger RNA from Durusdinium trenchii, 7881 nucleotides. The record is from the annotation of a GenBank genome assembly. Lineage: Eukaryota; Dinophyceae; Suessiales; Symbiodiniaceae.
AUGCGGUUCGUGCCUCUCCCGUACCCAUCGGUGUCCACCGUGAAACAAUGGCGACUUCAGGGCAAGACCCAGGAAGAGAAUGGCAUCGUCCCAAAGGGUACCUUUCAGAAGGCCGAGCUGUGGCAAGCAUGGACAGUCAGCAACAUGAGCGAUUGCAUUUGGCUUCGCAAUCGCAUGGGCAUUCGCUACGCGUUCCUGGAGGACCCCAUUCUGAUGGGCAUGCUGGCUGCGAAGAGUGCAAAGGGCCUGACGGCUCGUGUGAAAAAGGAGUCUAUUGCGGAGGCCGUGGAGAAAGCGCAUCAGUCCCAGAUGCAAGGCACUGCGGACCAAGAGGCUCGUGCUAUGAUUGGUCCCAGAGGUGGCCUUCCAACCCUUCGCUCAGAUCUUCUUCGUUUGGCAGCGUUGCUUCAUGUGCAUAUUGGAGAGAAGGACACCGUGCCGGUGAUCAAGGAGAAGCUGAAGCCUAUGGUGGAAGCGCUCAAGGGCCGCACUCCGGCUGCCGACAGCCGAGCUUCGUCCUCAACGGCACAGCCACCACCUGUGCGUCCUACAAGCGCACCAGUGCAGAAGCCCGCGGCGAAACCGCCACCGAGGGCCAUUCAGUCCUUCACACCACAGCCUUGCGAGGUGCUUCAUCAGACUCGAUCCAUGGCCGCCCUGGAACAGCUUCUGAAGCAGGUCAGCGCCGCCGUGGAGCAGAUCAAGGACCAGCCCUACAGCAUGCAGACUCAAGGAACGAUGCCUCAGCAAUACUCUCUCGAGCAGGCUUCCGACGUCUCCAUGAACGACUUGGACGCAGAGGCUCAACGCCAGCUGAUGGAGGACGCCGCCCUGAGCAUGGAAGCCGUCUACGAGGAGAAGCUGGAGGCCCAGUAUGGCGAAUGGGGCAUGCUGGAGCUGACGCCGGAGCAGAAGGAGCGGGCUUGGGAGAAACAUCGUCGUGAUCAGCUCUCGCGUUUUGGAGUUGAGACCGCCAAGAUCAACCAAGCUCUCCAGACUGAAUUUGAGAAUGAGAUGAACUCCUUUGUGAAUGAUGAGGUCUUUGUGCAUGCGAUUGACUUCACUACAUGCUUGAAGCCGCUGAACUCUUCCGUGAACCUGGAGGAGAUCUUGGAGAAGGGCCGCAUUUUGAUGCGAUUUGCUUUGGAGUUGGCAGCCAUUCAACAUGAAGCUGGUCGGCACUACAUCCUGGAGAACCCUCAACCAAGUGCCGCUUGGAAAGAACCUGACAUGGUGAAGUUCUUGGACGAGUUUGAAGCCAAGGUUGCAAACCUUCACCAAUGCCAAUUUGGACUUCGCAGUCUUCGUGGUGGGCUUCACAGGAAAGCGACUCGUGUGGCAUCUUCGAGCUUUCCGGUGGUUGCUUUGCUGGAUGGGCGCGUGUGCGAUCGCUCCCAUGGUCAUGACCCGGUCAUUGGCGGCCGUGUGGUGACGGAACGGGCUGGGCACUAUCCUGGACCUUUGGCACGCGCCUUUGUGGUUGGGAUGGAGCGGCAGUUCAACAGCGAAGUGGCUCCUAGGGCUUCUGAAGUUCUGGCUGUGAGUCAUGGUGAAGACGCUGAUGAGGAUGGAGAAUCCAGUGGCAUCUAUUUCCCCGACAGUGAGACUGACGAGGAGGAUGGCACGAAGACUCCGAAUGCAAAGAUUCCGGCUAGUGUGCGAGCUGCUAUUGCUCGACUUCAUGACAACACAGGACAUCGCAGCAACAGGCGAUUGGCUCGUGCCUUGGCGAUCUCUGGAGCACCGGCAGCUGCCAUUCAGGCUGCCAAGGAACAUAAGUGCUCGAUUUGCGCAGAGCGUGCUCCGCCCAAGUCACAACGUGUUGGUUCUUUGCCCCAGCCUCGUGAUGUUUCCGACCAGGUGCACAUUGAUUUGUUGGAAGCUGAGGAUUGCAAGGGCACCAAAUACUACAUCAUCCAUGCGACCGACUUCUGCACUCGCUUCCAGAUGAGUGAGCUUUUGGAGAGAAAGACUGCAGGAGCGGUGGUGAAUUUUUUGAAGACUCGAUGGUGGCCAAUUUUUGGACCUAUGCGGACCUUGGUGGCUGAUCAAGGUCUGUUGGUGGCUGUUGAACAAGGUUCUGAAGGUAACACUGGGGCGAACGCCUACAUCUCCUUCAAGGGCCAGUUGACAAAGUGCAGCUUGGAGCAUGUGAGAAGGGCGAGUCCUAUGGAGCAAAUUGUUGCUGGUGAUUGGGAAGAAGCGAUUCGUGAGGCAGUGGCUAGCGCCUUGCGUGACAUGACCCGUAGUGGACUACCUGCUCGACCUCAAGAAGUACAUGAUCAACCAAUCCCAGAGGAAUCGGAGUGGCCUCCUGUUCCCAUUAGCGAGAGCGAGAGUCCAAGCACGGAGAGUCCAGAUGGUGAGCCACUUCCAGCUCAUCCUGCCUUUCCCACCGUUGGUGAGACGCCGCCGGUGAAACCACGUGAACGUCAACCUUCCAGUGACUUGCCUCCUGUACAUCCUCGUGAGAUGGUGAAUGCGUUGCAGUCAGGAACUGAGGCGAGUGUUUCGCGACUUCCCUCCCAUUCUGGAGUGAUGGCUUCGAGGUUGACGACCCCUAUGACCAGGCAGAAUACACCUAUGGCAGCUCCACCCUUGUUUGCAGGUGCUUCUUCUAGUUCAGCUGGCGUGCUGGGUGCGCAGAUUGAGCGUGCACGACUGUUGGAGAAACGCCCUGCGGAGAUGGAGACGGAAGAGCUUCGAUCCCUGGCUUCUUCACAAGCAGCCUUUGAACAACCUGUUGGACAACCUGGAGGUGAAUCUGAGCUGCAUGACACGUUGGUGGUGAGCAAGGAAGAUGUGAUGUCAGUGCUUGAGCAGGGUGACAAAGUACAUCCUCUCAUCAAGCUCUACUGUGAAGCUUGCGUUGACAGGGCAAACCCUCUUGAUGCUCAAGUACACGACCACGGCACCUGGGAUGGAAGAUGGGGUCUGCCAUCUCGCAGUGAGUUUCUAGCUCGCAAGAAACUUGGUUUGAUGUGGCCUUGCGGUGCUGAUGAACUUCAUGAGGCCAAUGCAGUCCAGGCUGCUCGAAAAGAGUACUAUUGGCGUGCCAUGACGCCUGACCAGAAAGCUGCCUUUCGUGUCGCUGCUGAAGCAGGUUGGUCUGUUUGGGAGACAAACGAGGCGGUCGAGGUCCUGGACGACAAGACUUCUCAGCGCAUCCGCGCUGACCUGAAGGCCAAGAAGGAGGACUGCAAGAUUCUGACUCCCAGGUGGGUGUUCACAGACAAGCAUGAUGGCUUGCGCACGAAGGAGAACAAUCUUGGGCUCAAGGCCAAUGCUCGGUUGGUCGUUCCUGGGUUCAAGGAUGUUUUGUCUUUCAGCCUGCGCAAAGAUGCGCCCACAGCCUCGAGAUUGAGCCAGCACCUUGUUUUCUCCUAUGUCGCUUCCUACUUCAAGGACCAUGGCUGGAGGUUGAUGAGUUGUGACGUGAAGUCCGCCUUCCUGAAGGGUGAUCCUUAUAUGGAUGGCACUCGCGAGCUUUUCAUUGAGAACACCAAGGGACUUCAUGGUGAACCUCAGUUGCCUUUUGGUGCCAGUUGUUUGGCGCGUGUGAGAAAGGGUGUUUUUGGUUUGAGCGAUGCUCCUCGGCAGUGGUAUCUGCGGCUUCAUCGUGCUCUGACUGAACUUGGUUGGGAGCGCAAUGUGAUGGACGCAGCAUGCUGGAUGUUGUGGGACGCUGAGCGCAAGACGCUUUUGGGCAUUUGUUUGUCUCACGUGGACGACCUCUUGGUUGGCGGUGGUGAGACGGCACGCAACAGCAUCCUCUCCUUAGAGAAGGUCUUGGGUUUUGGGUCGGUUGAGCACAAUUCCUUCAACUACUGUGGCAAACGAAUUUCUCAAGAUUUGACUUCCGGUGUGGUCACCGUGACUAUGAAGGAGUACCACGAGAAUGUCCGCCCAGCAGUUGUGCCUCUUCAUCGACGAGCUGAUCCCAAUGCCCUGCUGACAAGUUCUGAGCAAAAGCAAUUGCGAGCGCUUUUGGGAAGCCUCCAGUGGCUUGUGGCACAGGCUCGCAUAGACCAAGGUUUUGCAUUGAGCACUCUACAAGGAGAACAACCUCAGACAGUUGGCACCUUGCUUCGUUGCAACUUGCUCCUAAAGCAAAUGAAGCUGACCGCUAGCUUUGGCCUGACCUUUAGGCCGAUGUGCUUGGAGGAUGCGGGUGUGAUGGUGAUCACAGACUCAUCCUUGGGGAAUGUCACCAAGGAAGGCUCCACCAUUGGCUCUGUGGAAAAGCGUGUCUUCAGCCAGAGCUCCUACAUGGUCUUGUUGGCGGACAAGAAGUUGAUGUCCGGUGAGGAGGGCCAGUUCUGUCUCUUGGAUGGGCGAAGUCAUCGCCUGAGCCGUGUGUGUCGCAGCACAUACGCUGCGGAGCUGCUUGGGGCUGAGGAGGCCUUUGACUGUGGCCAGUUCAUCCGCGGCGUGCUUGCUUCCUUUCGUGGUUUUCCCAUGGAGAACCGCUUUGUGGAGAGCAUCAUGGACCUUGUUCCCCUCAGCGUGGUUGUGGACGCUAAGGAUGUUCAUGACAAGUGCAACAGUGAUUCCACCUGCGGUGCGCAAAAGAGUUUAGCUUUUGCUGUUGCAUGGAUGAGGUCAGUCCUCCGACGUCCUCGAACGUCACUGAGGUGGACGGCGACAGAGAACAUGAUAGUGGAUGGUGGGACGAAGUUCAUGGACAUGCAUCACAUGAGAACCAUCCUGAACCGUGGCCGUUGGUCAGUGAAGUUCAAUGUGGACUUCAUCAAGGGUAAGAGCAAGGGCACGAAGGGGAAGCCUGCUGCCGCCUUGAGUGAGGGCAAUCUGCCCGGUGAGCCGUUGCCUGUGAGCCAUCCUGUUUUUCCGUAUUUGCAUCAGUUAGGUGAUCGACCUGGCUGGCAUUUCGAUGGUGAUUUGGCCAUCAAUGUGGCACGAGAUGCCAAGUCUUUCCGCUCCCCUGCUCCUAGGUGCGAUGUAAAGAAGUUUCAUCUGCGCAGCACUUUUGGCCGAUUUGAUCACGAGGCCGGUGCAUCAGAAUGGAGAGCACUUGAGGAGGAGGUUGAUUUGAAUCAGCUAGCCAAUUUGCAGCAGCUGAUCGGAGCCACAGUCACGUUGUUCGGAGCUGCCGUGCGGCCGCUCUUCAUCAGUGGCACCGGAGCCGCCGUUUCAGGACAAGAAUGGAGGGUCAGGAGCUUGGUCAAGAGUUCCUACCUGGGAUGGAACCCUCAGGGCUGGAGAGCCUUCAUGAGGGAGAUGCAAUGGUGGAUGUCAGCCCUCGACCUUGAGGGAACGAAGAAAUACAACCUGGCUGCACGAUGGUUGUUGAGGCAGAGCGGCAUUGUCCGCCAACGUGGCGAAGAAUUCUCGCCUGCUGACUUGGAGUAUCAGCGAGAGAUCACCGCCACUGACCCGGUGACUGAGGAAGUCGUUGUCAUUACGCCUGAGGAUCCGUUGGCUGGCUUGCACAAGUUGUUGCGUGCAUUGGAGGGCAUCAAUGGCAAGACGGUCCUUGAUAAGCGUGGUGACCUUCGCAAUGCCUUCUACUUGGAGCUCCGUCGACGACCAGGUGAAAGGUUGGCAGAGUUCUGCACGAGGUUCAGGUCGGCAGUUGCUGAUUUGAAGGCAGAGGGCGUGGUUUUGCCUUCCUCGGAGCUCGGCUGGUUUUUGAAGCAGAAGCUUGGAUUGGACGCGAUUCGAGUUCAGUUGCUUGAGACGGCAUUGCAAGGUAAGGAGUCGUAUGAGGAGACGGAGCUGGAGGUCCUUCGACUCUUCCGAGACCUUCAUGUUGAAGAAGAAGAACCUCAUGAGGAGACUCAUGAGGAUGAACCGGAUGAGCAAUACUCCCUGGAGGAGGUCUUGCAGGCUGAGGCUGAGAUUCUGGCCACGGAGUUGGAGGAAGCCGUUGAUGACGGCAUUGGUCCUGACAUCAUUCAAGAUGUCGAAGAGACCGUAGAAUCGGCAGCGGAGGCUCUGUUGACUAUGAGGGAGGCUCGGUCAAAGUUGGCUGAGGUUCGAAAAGAUAGAGGCUAUGGCAAGGCCUCGACUGGAGCUGACUCACCAAAAGGCAAGAUGGCCAACAAGAAGAGCAAGCUUCCUUGUUUUGAUUGCAACCAACUCGGCCACUGGGCCGGAGAUCCUGAGUGCAAGAACCCCGGCGCUGGCCUUGGGCGUAAGAGUCCCAAGAAGCAUCCGAAGUCGGUGAAGGUUGUCGAGACCAUGAACACCGAGCAUGUUGUUGCUGACCCCACACUUUUGCCAGCCGUCGAUGGAAAUGGAGCCCUUGCAGUGUCGUGUGUUUCCCGAAAUUUGAAGUUGAGCGAUGUUUUUCAUGCCCCCAACUCCAAGGAGGUUCAUGCCGUGCACACUGGCCUUACUGCAGACAAGCGUCUUGCGGGUGCUUUGGACAGUGCUUGCAACCGGACGGUCACGGGUUCAGAGUGGCUUCACAGUUUUCUUCGUUGUUUGGAGCAUGCGCCCCAAGCUGUUCGAGAUCUGGUGCAGUCGUCCCCUGAACAUGAGGUGUUUCGUUUUGGAGAUGGUGGAACUCAAGUUAGCUCAACCAGGUGGCGAAUCCCCGUCAUGCUGGGCGACACCGUCCUUUGCGUAUGGGUUUCUGAAGUACCUGUUCCAAGCUUAGGUCUUCUUCUGGGCCGGGAUUUCCUCGAAUCGGUGGGGGCCAACAUGUCCUUUGCCAACCGGGUGAUCCAGUUUGAGUACUUGAAGUGCCAUGCCCUUCCUUUGAAGCAACUUGCUGCAGGCCACUACAUGCUGCGCCUGCUGCCGUCGCAUUGGGCAGUUCUUUGGCUGACCAUGCUAGCUGCCAAAGCCGCUCACAGCGCCGGUCGCGAAGACAACGAGACUCGGCAGCAUGUCAGGUGGACAAGAAUGGUCGCACGCCUCGCUGCAAGACAAGCUUGGCACUUAUGGGGUGUCUUCUUGUGGCUUGUGCGACGUCCUUCAAUGCGGUUCGUGCCUCUCCCGUACCCAUCGGUGUCCACCGUGAAACAAUGGCGACUUCAGGGCAAGACCCAGGAAGAGAAUGGCAUCGUCCCAAAGGGUACCUUUCAGAAGGCCGAGCUGUGGCAAGCAUGGACAGUCAGCAACAUGAGCGAUUGCAUUUGGCUUCGCAAUCGCAUGGGCAUUCGCUACGCGUUCCUGGAGGACCCCAUUCUGAUGGGCAUGCUGGCUGCGAAGAGUGCAAAGGGCCUGACGGCUCGUGUGAAAAAGGAGUCUAUUGCGGAGGCCGUGGAGAAAGCGCAUCAGUCCCAGAUGCAAGGCACUGCGGACCAAGAGGCUCGUGCUAUGAUUGGUCCCAGAGGUGGCCUUCCAACCCUUCGCUCAGAUCUUCUUCGUUUGGCAGCGUUGCUUCAUGUGCAUAUUGGAGAGAAGGACACCGUGCCGGUGAUCAAGGAGAAGCUGAAGCCUAUGGUGGAAGCGCUCAAGGGCCGCACUCCGGCUGCCGACAGCCGAGCUUCGUCCUCAACGGCACAGCCACCACCUGUGCGUCCUACAAGCGCACCAGUGCAGAAGCCCGCGGCGAAACCGCCACCGAGGGCCAUUCAGUCCUUCACACCACAGCCUUGCGAGGUGCUUCAUCAGACUCGAUCCAUGGCCGCCCUGGAACAGCUUCUGAAGCAGGUCAGCGCCGCCGUGGAGCAGAUCAAGGACCAGCCCUACAGCAUGCAGACUCAAGGAACGAUGCCUCAGCAAUACUCUCUCGAGCAGGCUUCCGACGUCUCCAUGAACGACUUGGACGCAGAGGCUCAACGCCAGCUGAUGGAGGACGCCGCCCUGAGCAUGGAAGCCGUCUACGAGGAGAAGCUGGAGGCCCAGUAUGGCGAAUGGGGCAUGCUGGAGCUGACGCCGGAGCAGAAGGAGCGGGUCCUGGACCCGUGA